Molecule: messenger RNA, 3055 nt
Organism: Diuraphis noxia (Russian wheat aphid)
Lineage: Eukaryota; Metazoa; Arthropoda; Insecta; Hemiptera; Aphididae
Source: RefSeq, a predicted model, not a curated record
UGUACUAAAAUAUUAUAAUAAUAUUCAAUUGUAUUUUAAAAUGAUAUUAUUUUCAUAUACAUGUAUAGCUGGUAUACUAACAUUUGUCGCUGCAGCACAAGCUGAUAUACAACAAUUUUUAAAUACUAAUGAAUUACCAGUGUCUAAUUCAAAUGAACAAGUUACACGGUAUAUAUACGGAAAAACUAUUCAAUCAGCUACUACCAAAAAUGAUGGAAAUUAUUCCAUUACAACAAAUAUAAGCACCGAGAUCGCACAAGAGAUAUAUUCAACUAAAGAACUGGAUUUAAAUAAUUUAGAUUCUACUAAUUUAAAUUCUGAAUUAAAUGUAGAGUUAACAGAUAAGCUGAAUAGACUAUAUUCUGAUUAUUCUGACAAGUUAAGUGAUAAUAAUUUAACGUACAGUUUCCAAUCAUCAAAUUAUMCCGAAGACAAAAUAAAAAAUACAAAUGAUUUAAAUGAAGGAAUUCCUACUUCAGCAAAUUUAAAUACUACUUUAAAUGGUUCUCAAUCAAGUGCAAAACCUACUUCCCCUAAUGGUAAUUUAACUAGCAUUUCAAGUACUGCUACAAAUGUUAAUGGUACACCUUCUCAAUCUUACUUGCCUUUGCCAUAUCCCGCUGGUUUACCUAGGGAUAUAAACAUAGGUGUUCCAAGCUAUCCUCAAACGUCAAAUCCAAAUUCUAAYAAUAGUGCUUCUAAAAUUAACCAUAAUGGAGGAGCUCCCACUGCAACAGCAUUGUCAUCUAAUUCAAAUGGUUCUAUUUAUAGUAUUUCUCCGAAUUCUUCUGAUGUAUAUUCAUUGAACAAGCUGAGUGGACAAGAUUUCGAUUCUACUAGAUACAAACCAAGUGAUAAUACAUCAAAUUACCACGAAUAUAUACAAAACACAGCAGAUCAAAAGAACAGUUAUCCUUAUGUACCAAAUAUGAAUACAGAUUUAAAUAAUCAAAUAAUACAAAAACCAUUUUCAACUUUAAAUUUUCAGAAAACUGUUUCACCAGAUCAAUUUAGUUACUCCCCUGACAUUCUMUCAACUUUUCCAGAUGAAAACACAAAUGGCUCACCGAGUGGUGGAGAUACAGGAUUGAACACUCCACCAAGUAUGAAUGGAUCACCACAAAAAGUAGAUCAAACUCCAACGGGGACUGAAUAUUCAAGUAUGAUUUCAAAAACGUAUGGAUCCUUGAAUUACAAGUAUGAUACGGUUUAUGAGYCACCUAAUACGGAUGGGGUUUUGAACGAUGAUCAAUUAAACAUGGACGAUACGUAUAUAUCUAAUAAUCUUGAUUAUAUAAAUAUCGAUAGAGUUAAUAAUCCUCUUCCAGACGAAAAUUAUGGUGUUUAUAAAGACUAUUUUUAUGAGAGGAGUUCAGAUGGUAAUUAUGGCACCCAAAAUGAUAAUAAUAUAUUUGAUGAUUAUUUUAAAAACUUUGCGUAUAAUACUUUUAAUCUGCAAGGAUCUCCCUAUAAUUCAUAUGCACCUAAUUUAAACAAUAGGUAUGAAAAUAAUGAACUACAGUAUCAGAAUUCUCCAUCUUUCGAUGACAAUACAUUUACGGGAAAUAUUUUAGUGCCCUAUGACACCACUAUUGAUCAUGAUAAUAUUCCUCAAAUGUCUGUUAUGAAUGCUGAUCUUUAUAAAUAUGACAAUACUUAUUAUGAAACUAAUAUUGGAAUAGAUGAAUCAAUUCCUGAAAAAGAUCAAUUUAGUACAACUGAUUUUAAUCCAUUUUCUAAUACCCAAAUUCCACAAACAACUUACGAUUAUUUGGGUAUAGAUUUAACAUCUGCUCGUACAGUGUAUGAUUUAGAUAACGUCGGCAAUAUAGAUAAUAUAGAAACAGUUAAUUCAAACUACAUAGAUCAAGUAAAUAAAAAUGAUUUGUAUGAUGCUCAGGGUUUUAAUAAAUAUAUUAUGCCAUCAAUUAGUAUACAGGAAUACAACCAAUUAAUUGGGGAUUCUACUAGUUCUUCAAAUACAGGAACCAAUGCUAAUAUAAAGAGUCCUGAAGGACCUUAUCUAACGCCACAACUAUUGAAUUCUGGGUAUWAUUUGCCUACUGGUAGUGAUUUAAAUAAGCAGGGUUCCAAUUUAAAUAAACAGAAUUCGGAUUCUAAUUUACUAAUUGAUAAUGCACAAUUCAAAGGAUAUUUGUACCGUAAAUCUGAUGUGUCAAAUGUUAAUAAUCKAAUAGAAGAUUCUACUAAAGAUAAUUAUAUUGGUUCUCCAAUUAAUGCUUUCAAUAAUCGUUUAAAUUCCAYCCCAAAUACAGUUUCAAGAAAAAAUAAUACAUCAAUUGGUCAAAAUGAUUAUGGUGCAAAGGGACAGGUUAUUGGAAAAAUCUAUAAGCCUUCUAAUAAUACUGUAAAAAAUAAAUAUAGUAGAAGUAGUUAUAGUAGUUCUGAUGAUUCUGAGUUCUCUGAUGAUAUGCAUGCACUUGGAAAUGAUAUUAAACGAGCUGCUCGUGAUGGAAUAAGUAAUGUACAUGAUAAUUUAAAGGCUGACUAUGACACUACGAAAGCUGUAGGAAAAGCCAUUGGAAAUAAUGUAAGAAAUGCUACUAAUAAAGCUGAAGAUGGUGUUGAAAAAAUGGCCAAAACUGCAUAUCAUGGUUCAAAGAAUGCUGUGAAAGCUGUAGGAAAUGAUGUUGGCGAUGCUGUGAAUACUGUUGAUGAUACAGCCGAAAAUGCAUACCAUGCUUCCAAGGAUGCUGUGAAAGCUGUAGGAAAUUCUGUUGGCGAUGCUGUGAAUACUGUUGAUGACACAGCCAAAACUGCAUACCAUGCUUCAAAGGAUGCUACGAAUACCAUAAAAAAUGAUUUCAGUGACGCUACAGAUACUGGAGUAACGCCCAUUGAAAAUUCUUAUUUAUAAAAUUAUAAAAUCAUAGCAAAUGACGAAGGACUUUCUUCUACAAACACYGGAGAUGGCAUUAUUAAAACCUAAGAAAAUAAUUUUGUUUUGAACGAUGAUUUAAUUACAGCAUCUUUAAUUAUUUAGAAAUAUAUUAAUCGUUGUACAAUAAAAAUAUGGAUAUUUAAUUUAAUAAUA